Molecule: messenger RNA, 462 nt
Organism: Parastagonospora nodorum SN15
Lineage: Eukaryota; Fungi; Ascomycota; Dothideomycetes; Pleosporales; Phaeosphaeriaceae
Exons: 1
Coding region: 1-462 (153 amino acids)
Source: RefSeq, a predicted model, not a curated record
AUGAGCUUCACCAAGAAAGCUCUCCCAUACACGAAAGAAUUCGAUCGCGCAGAAUGGUCCAGCUUAUGCGCAUACAUAGCACUUCACCACGAAGCUGCUCGCGCGCCGAACCCAGACAUCCCUGAUGCACUCGGCUUCUCGCUGCGAUCGCUCCAGCUGAACAUCAUCGCCGGCAAGCCAGAUCUUGGCUGGGAUACCAUCUCACCCAUCACAGCGGCAGACUACACCACCAUGGUGCGCAUGCGCAAGGAAUGGGGUGCUAGUGGCGUGUUUGGAGGCAUGGAUCUCGAGUGGGCGGAACAGUUGAUGGAGAUCAAGGGUCUGAGGAAAUUGAAUGUGCAGGCGCUGGUGGAGCAUUGCGCUAGGCCGGUGAGCGAGAAGCAGGCUUUUUGGGUAGCAUUUAGUAAGAGUGUGGUUGAGGGUGGCUUUGCGGAAUGGAUGCAGGGCGUCAUGGUUCCCUGA